Messenger RNA from Paramecium sonneborni, 1077 nucleotides. Lineage: Eukaryota; Ciliophora; Oligohymenophorea; Peniculida; Parameciidae. The record is from the annotation of a GenBank genome assembly.
UCUUUUUUUUUUUUAAAUUAUCUCAUGCUUCCUAUUGUAUACGCAACUUCCUACCUCAAUUAUCCAUAACUCAAUCUUUAAUAACUUUAUCCAAUUCCAACUUAAUACUAUAAUAUGAUUCCAACAAAAGUUAUGUGUGAUUAAGCCUGUCAAUUCCCCGAGAUUGCUUUAAAUGAAGAAGUUUCGGAAAAUACUGAUUCAAAUCGCUUAAUUUAUUCUAAAGAAAACUUAGUAUUACAAGAACUUAAUCUACUUUUAAGAUAUUUGUCAAAGAAUAUUUCCUUACUUAAAGAGAAGACUUUUGAAAAUUUCGCAAAUGAGAAUUUGAAAGUAUAUCUUAUAAUCAUCACAAUUAGAAUCUAAUAUCUUUAAAUUGUGACAUACCAAAUAUUUUAAAGAAGAGAUAUAUCUAAGUUAAUAAAACAAAAGAAGAAAUGACAAAAUUCAUUAUUAGAAAAUGUUUCCAAUUCAUUAAAACCGAAAUCAAUUAUUAAGAUAAAGAUAAUCUUGGAGCUGAAGAAAGAGACAGACUUUUUUAUCAUACAUUCUUUUCUAGUGAUUAAGAAUUUAUAAAAACUCUUGAGAAUAACUCUAUUGAUGACCUCAUUCCUUUUAGGAAAGAAUCAAAGCUUAAAACUAUAAAUGACACUUACUUAAAAUAACUGUUCAGAUCACAAAAAUUUUGCUGUUACUAUUAGAAAUUUUUAAGUAAAAUCAUUCAUUACAUAUUAUAGAUGAGUUUUCAAAUAUUUUUCAACUUGAAAAUGAAGAGAAAAUUUAAAAAAUGGCAAAGUAAAUUUUAAAAAUCAUCUUUACAAGAGAUUAUGAUGUAGAAUAUUUAUCAUUUAUUUUUAGAAAAUCAAAAUUUAUAGAAGAUUUCCUUGGAAAGAUCAUGAAUUUCGUAAGUGUGAAAAUAGAGCAUAAGAAAUCUAUUGGAAAUAUCAUUCUUAAAAAUUCAGUAUCUAAAUUUAAUUAUAAAUUUAGAAAAUGAAAAGAAACUUUUGAAAAAGGAAUCAAUUAAGUUAGAACAUAAUGAACUAUCUGAAUCUAUAUCAUGAACAUUAUAAAAAUAUAGAA